Molecule: messenger RNA, 3885 nt
Organism: Uranotaenia lowii
Lineage: Eukaryota; Metazoa; Arthropoda; Insecta; Diptera; Culicidae
Gene: sdt
Product: protein PALS1
Exons: 9
Coding region: 611-2767 (718 amino acids)
Biological process (GO): protein localization to plasma membrane; generation of neurons; establishment or maintenance of epithelial cell apical/basal polarity
Cellular component (GO): adherens junction; plasma membrane
Molecular function (GO): protein binding
Source: RefSeq, a predicted model, not a curated record
AACAAACACGACUUCUAUGUCUGUUUUAGGGGGGAGCUCCCUCUCUGAUGGUCAGCCAGCAGAAGCAGCAAAAAACAUCAGCAGCAGCAAGUCCAGUUUUCGUCGUCCGCGCGAUUGUCGUUUGGCCACCUUUCAUCCGAACAGCUCAAGUCGGGUUUCUGAUGUUGGAUAUCUCUGUAGGUUUGGCAAGUGAAAGAGAAGAAAGUUUAGCCAAAAGCGUCGAUUCGUCUAAUUCGAACGGUGGUGUUUUCCAAAAGUGCAGUGAUCGUAAUUAAACUACCUCGCUUGUACUUACUUUGGACAUCGAGCGUCCAGUGUUGUCAGUGCAAUAUGCGUAAUUCAAUUAGCGAAUUAUAAAGGUCGAGAAUGGAAAUCAAUUGAACCGCCUACGUCAGCUGGAAUAUGCAACCUGUUUCACAUGCGUACGAACUACCUAAACUAGCAAGGCCACACUCAAAAGUACAAAUGUGCACCAACUAUUUUUAUUAGCUCAAGCUAGCUACCGGUAGUUAAUUUUGCGAUUGUGUGUUUUUACGAGUAUUUAUAAAAGUUGAGCCGUUUUGAUGCAACUGCAAAUCGAUCGACAACAAAGUUUAAUAUUCGAAUCGAAAUGGUUGUGGCAGACUACGGUGGCAAUAAUGGCAAGAUUGUCAACGGUACCGGGGGUAACAGUCUCAUGCACUCCAACUCAUUCUACAUGCAAAAACAGGAACAACUUCGUCGGAGACGCGAGGAAGAGGAAAGGAUAGCUGCUCAGAAUGACUUCCUACGGAACAGUCUUCGGGGUUCUCAACGGCUACGAGCUUUGCAGGACAAUCCGGUCGUUGAAAAACCCGCCACCGGUGUCGACAAUGAGGCGUACGCUGAUGACGAGGAGCCGGAGAAAAUUAUUGGAUAUAACGAAUUAGUGUCGGCGUUGCAGCGAUUACAAGGUCACCUCAACAAGCAUGGUCUGGCCGCACUCGCUGGUAGAGUUACAGCGGCACAGAGCUUGCUGCUGGGUCCUGGAAUUGCACGUGCUCUUGCAGCCAGAACUGCAGUCCUUGAACGACGGCGACCACGUAUUCAGAAUCCCAUUUGCUCAAAUGCUCAAGCGUUGGCCAAGGAUUGUGUCGAAUCGCUGGCUCAAUCCAACUCAACUGCCGCGGUAGAACUAUGUGAUUUGCUAUCGACCUACGAAAUGGAAGGACUACUUUUGGCCCAUGAUCGGAUCGCGUCUACCACCGAUCGAUCGCCAGCGUACGGCGUCAGUGCGAACUCCGCAGUGCCAUUGUCAUUGAACAACAACACGAUGACCAGCACCACACCGGUCAAACCGUCAUCAGUUAUGCCAUCUAUUCCAAAUAACACUAGCUUAGUCAAUAACAAUAACAAUAAUAUAGCAAAGCGUGAACCCAUGAGCGUUCCUUUAGGAGUGCUGCGAGACGGCAGUCAAGAUCACAUAAGGAUAAUACAAAUCGAAAAAUCCUCAGAACCAUUAGGAGCUACAAUUCGUAACGAAGGGGAAGCGGUUGUUAUAGGACGAGUAGUUCGUGGUGGGGCAGCAGAGAAAUCCGGCUUAUUGCACGAAGGAGACGAAAUUCUAGAAGUGAACGGUAUUGAGAUGAGAGGCAAAUCUAUAAAUGACGUGUGUGCCCUUCUCGGUGCAAUGACUGGUACGCUCACGUUCCUCGUAGUUCCAGCUGUAAGGCCUCCAGUCGAUCCAGGAAUUCGAGGAACCCGAAACUGUGCGGUGCUGCAUGUCCGAGCUCAUUUUGAUUAUGAUCCGGAGGAUGAUCGAUACAUCCCUUGCCGCGAGUUGGGAAUCAGCUUUCAGAAGGGCGAUGUAUUGCAUGUGAUAUCCCGCGAUGAUCCCAACUGGUGGCAGGCGUAUCGUGAAGGAGAGGAAGAUCAAACGUUGGCAGGGUUGAUACCUAGUCAAUCCUUCCAGCAUUUGUGUGAAUCGAUGAAAAUGGCCAAUGCUGGUGAUGUAGGUUUGCGAGCACGUCGCGAUGCCAAUGGGAAAGCGGGCGGAUUCACUCUACUAUGUGCACGGAAGGGGCAGAAAAAGAAGAAGAAGGCCAGUAGCGAACACGGAUACCCUCUGUAUGCAACCACCACAGCCGAAGAUCCCGACCCGGAGGAGAUUCUAACAUACGAAGAAGUUGCCCUAUACUAUCCUCGUGCAUCUCACAAACGACCUAUCGUACUUAUUGGACCGCCCAACAUUGGAAGACAUGAACUGCGACAAAGACUCAUGGCUGAUUCGGAGAGAUUUGCAGCUGCAAUACCUCAUACAUCGCGACCCCAAAGGGAGGGUGAAAUACCUGGUCAGGACUACCAUUUCAUAUCAAGGCAACAGUUCGAAUCGGAUAUCCUGGCUAGAAAAUUCGUCGAACAUGGCGAAUAUGAAAAAGCCUAUUAUGGGACCUCACUGGAAGCUAUUCGGGCGGUUGUGGCAAGUGGUAAAAUUUGUGUGCUAAACCUACACCCACAGAGCCUAAAACUGCUGAGGUCAUCAGAUUUGAAGCCUUACACAGUCCUGGUGGCGCCGCCAAGUCUGGAGAAGCUUCGUCAGAAGCGAAUACGAAGCGGCGAACCAUACAAGGAAGAGGAGCUGAAGGAAAUUAUUGCAACCGCAAGAGACAUGGAAGCACGUUGGGGGCACCUGUUCGACAUGAUCAUAAUCAACAAUGAUACAGAACGGGCGUACCACCAACUGCUGGCCGAAAUCAACUCACUCGAACGGGAACCACAAUGGGUGCCAAGUAGCUGGCUACACAACUAAGAUAAGUUAGGAAGUCAGUGAUUCGUUCUCUACUUAUGGAUAUUUCUUCAUUUUGUUAAUUGUAUGAUAGAAGAAAAUACCUAUUGUUUAAGUCUGAUAAGUCUUAGUGAAGCGUAUAUGAAAGUAAAUUAUCGUAAUUUAUGUAAGUAGUUCGCAACACAUUCCACGAACAGAGAAAGAUCCAUUCCUAUGCAUGUACAAAUCGGAAUGACGACGAUCGCAUACGAUUACUAUAUAGCAAAAAAAUCAAAACAAAACUGCAAAAUAAAAUCCAAUUUAUAAAAAUACGUCUAAGCCACGUUGUUAUUUUCGUUUUUAAAACAGAGUAUAUAGUUUAUUUUAUACAAACAUAGAUUAUUUUGUGUAAAAAGUACUUAGCAGCAUUGUUUUAUAUGUAAAUUUUAUUUAUCUAUACAAAUAUUUGUACGAUAAUGGAGAAAAAACUGAACACAAUAAAAGCAAUUUCUAAAUGUUAAAUAAAAAAAUAGUCAAACUCAAAAACCCCUUACAUAAUUCAAUAAAAGUAACGCAUUACAAUAUUCAAUCUUAAAUAACAAGAAAUGAAAAAACGACGAAACAUUCCCUUGAACCAGUUCGCAACAAAAGUAUAUAUGAAAACCAACAACAAACACAAAAAAGUAUUCGUGUUCACAAUUUACUCUAGAAGAACAAAUAAAAUACAACAUACUAUAGGCGAUAACUAGCAGGUAUAACAAAUUGAUGAACCUUUCAAGGAAAAACACCCCACACAGAUUAGUAGAGCGUUACUGAGCAAAAUACAUAAAAAAAAAUCUAACUUGAAUUCAUUUCUUUCAAUACAAAUCAAGCAUGAGGAAAGAGGGCGAUAAACACGAUAUUUUUGAUACGUAUCCGUUAGUGUGUGAAAACGAAAUCCUUUGCCAAAGGUAGCUACUGAUGAAAUAUUUGAGGAGUUUGAAGAAAAAAAAAAAUAGUUGACAACAUUCUCUCCGGUCCGAUAAAAAUCGCCUUCGAAAACUACACAUAAAUGAACAAGAAAAUGAAUAUUAUUACGCUCAAUAUUAUGCAUGUAUAGUCGUAAAAACGAAUAAUAAACCACCAACAGAAAUAAAGAAUCGUAAAGAUGAAUAAGUAUUAUA